Manduca sexta (tobacco hornworm) is the source of this 521-nucleotide messenger RNA. RefSeq lists its product as uncharacterized. The coding region runs from base 32 to 481 and encodes 149 amino acids. The record is from RefSeq and is a predicted model, not a curated record. The transcript is spliced from 3 exons. Lineage: Eukaryota; Metazoa; Arthropoda; Insecta; Lepidoptera; Sphingidae.
UCUUCUAAAACCCUAUUUGGGCAAUACUAAAAUGUUUUGCGGACAUCCGACGUUUACUAUAAGAAUUUUUUACACUUACUUCUAUGGGAUAGUUGGUUUGUGUCUUAGUGCGAAACAUUUAAGAAAACAUUUGGGCGAGACACCAACUUCUAAUAUAUCAACUGAUGAUGCUAAUUCAUAUCAAAAUUUUAUGUUUGUCCACGAUUUGAAGAUAAUCGCUGCGUCUAUGGGACUGGUGCAAUAUUUUUGCCUUGUCAUUGGAUGUAUUACCCAUAAUCCAGGACUAUUUUUACCUCACCUUGCCGGACAGCUGAUCUUAGUUUCCGCAAAACUUUUCCAUAUUCUUUUAUCACUGCCGCUUAUUAAAAUCAAGACUUUUGCCGGGCUGGCUCAUAAAAUAAUAUCUUUGAACUUGAUGAUAUUUAAUUGUCUUCAAGAGUUCUGUGUAUUUCGACAAUAUUUGUGCAUAUGUGAUUUGUAAUAAAUAUUUACAAUAUUUUCAAUAAAGCUUGAUAAGAUAC